AUUUCUUCUAGCUCUACACAUUUAGCACAACAAAUCUUGUAACAUAAUACAAUACUAAAAGCUAUAGUUUGAAUCAUGGGAGACUCAUCUUCUUCUUCUUCGGCUUCUUACAUUCACUUGGUGCAGCACCUGAUCGAAAAGUGUUUGAUCUUUCACAUGACUAAGGAAGAAUGCAUGGAAGCUCUCUCUAAACAUGCAAAUAUUAAUCCAAUUAUUACAUCCACGGUGUGGAAUGAGCUAGAGAAGGAAAACAAAGAAUUCUUUGAGCCAUACAUGAAGUUGAAGAGUACUACUAUUGCUAAAGAGGAGAUGAUGAGGUCCAAGGAAGAAACAACUCACGUGAUAAACAAUAUGAUUUCAACUUUGGAUUCCUCUCAAAAUCCACAACAAGACGACAAAUAACAUAAUAAUUCAUCUGCUAUAGUAAAUUCCUAUGUCCUUUGCAACCAGCCAAAAAACUCAGAGCAAAGGUACUCUCUACUUUAUCAUCACUAGCUAGUGUCACUUUAUGUCAAUUAUUGAUUAUGGUAUUGUAAUGUUCAAGAAUAUCUAUCAUCCAUAUGAUUUCAGAAACAACGUAUGUAAAUAUUCAUGUCAUGUAUAUAUACAUGUAAUUUGCUUUCCUUCAAUCAGUUCUCUAAGUUGCCAUAAAUUGCGAUUUGUGUCUAAAGAGAAGUUACUACUUGAUAAUCUAAAAUUUGGCGCGUU
This is a messenger RNA of Vicia villosa (hairy vetch), 708 nucleotides long. RefSeq lists its product as uncharacterized. The transcript is spliced from 3 exons. Bases 76 to 402 code for a protein of 108 amino acids. The record is from RefSeq and is a predicted model, not a curated record. Lineage: Eukaryota; Viridiplantae; Streptophyta; Magnoliopsida; Fabales; Fabaceae.